GUACAGAAAGCACGUAUGACACGUGCUCUCUAUUUUUUUCAACAACGACUGACCAUUGUCAGACGCGUACCUAGCCAUGUAUCCGAUAGUUUACUAAAGAGAAUUGUGCAAAGUCUACAGAAAAGGAAAUUAGAAACUAUUCAAAAUCCUAUUGUGAGUUUUCCGAUUGGAUUGUAUUCUACCGACCGACUUAAUUUCCAUUCUGAUUCCCCCUGCGUCAAUAUAAUGCCAGAGGUGGAGCAUCCGACCGAGGACGAUGAACGUUGUCAGGUUGAAUAUCUAGAGACGCCCGUCAAAUCCAAGAAUGAUAAAAAAGAAUACAGAGUCAUCAAAUUACCAAAUGGUUUAACAGCUUUGUUAAUAUCCGAUAUAUAUUCAAAAACAUGUGCUUCUCAGAAUGAAGACAAUCAGGAUAAAGAAUCGACUGAAGAUGAAACUGAAGAUGAAGAAAGUAGCGAAGAGGAUGGAGAACAUUAUGAUGAAGAUGAAGGUGACACAAGUAAUGAAUCUGAUAAUGAAGAUGGUUCUUCAGUUAAACGAGUUAAGAGAGAUGAAAAAAAGGCAGCAUGUGGUCUAUGUGUGGGAGUAGGCAGUUUCAGCGAUCCAUCAGAAGUUCCAGGCAUGGCACAUUUUCUUGAGCAUAUGGUUUUCAUGGGAUCUGAAAAAUACCCUCAAGAAAAUGAUUUUGAUGCAUUUAUCAGUAAGCGUGGUGGCUUUACUAAUGCCUCAACCGAGUGCGAGCAUACAACAUUUUACUUCGAUAUCCAAGAGAAACAUCUAUUGUCAGCUCUUGAUCGUUUUGCUCAAUUUUUUAUUAAACCUUUGAUGAAGAAAGAUGCCAUCACGCGGGAGCGAGAGGCUGUAGAAAGCGAGUUUCAGUUGGCCUUACCUUGUGAUGAGAACAGAAAGGAACAACUGUUUUCUUCCUUCGCGCGAGCUGAUCAUCCAGCCAGCAAGUUUAUUUGGGGUAAUUUAAUAACAUUGCGCGAUAAUAUACAUGACGACAAAUUGUAUGAAGAAUUACACAAAUUCAGAGAGCGCCAUUACAGCGCUCAUAGAAUGAAACUAGCAAUACAGGCAAGAUUACCGCUAGAUACAUUGGAAAAAUAUGUCACAACGUGCUUUGCUGAUGUACCUAGUAAUGGAUUGCCUCCUGAUGACUUUACUGCAUUUAAAGACGGUGUUUCUUUUGAUACUCCCGCUUUCCGAAAAAUGUAUAAAGUUAAACCUUUUAAAGAUGUUAGCCAACUAGAAGUAACAUGGACAAUGCCUUCGCUACUUCAUUUGUACAACAGUAAACCACAUCAAUAUAUCUCCUGGAUUAUUGGACAUGAAGGAAAGGGUUCCUUAAUUAGUUAUCUACGUAAAAAAAUGUGGAGUCUCGAUAUGUUCAGUGGUAACAGUGAAAGCGAUUUCGAGCACAGCUCCAUGUAUGCGUUAUUAAAGCUUACUGUCGUACUCUCCUAUGAGGGACAACAACAUCUGGAGGAAGUUUUAGAUGCGAUAUUUUCUUAUAUUAAUUUAGUGAAGAGGGAAGGUCCGCAAAAAAGAAUUUACGAUGAAAUUGAUCAGAUUGCACAAAAUAAUUUUAGAUUUGCCGAUGAGGAGGACCCAGCGGAUUAUGUUGAAGAUUUGUGUGAGAGCAUGCACUUCUAUCCACCGCGCGAUUAUAUAACUGGAAAUGAGCUUUAUUUCGAUUAUAACCCAGAAGCUAUACAAAAAUGUUUAGAUUAUGUGACACCAGAGACUGUAAAUAUCAUGAUUUUCAAUGAAGAUUUCGACUGUCUCGAAUUAAAUAAAGUCGAACCAUGGUUCAAAACCAAGUAUACGGACAUCGAGAUACCAAAGGAAUGGAUCGAACGCUGGAAAUCUAUCGAGCCAUUGCCAGAUUUUCAUUUACCAUUAGAAAAUACAUUCCUUACUAACGAUUUUGCUGUAAUACCGUUGCCAGCGGAAGUUCCGAAAUAUCCUAUAAAAUUAUACUCUGAUCGGACAUCAGAAAUUUGGUAUCGGCCGGAUCCCAAAUUUCGUUUGCCAGAAUGUUAUAUGAAUUUUCAUUUUAUUUCUUCGCUCGGGCUUCAGUCGCCAGAGAAUGCAGCUCUCAUGGAAAUGUACUGUAAUGUAUUAAAACUUCUAUUGAUUGAAGAACUAUAUCCUGCUAUAGUUGCUGGAUUUGAUUAUUACAUCAAUGUUAGUGAGAAAGGUAUUACAAUAAAAAUGAACGGAUUUAACGAAAAACUGCCCCUCUUGUUGAUGACUAUUGCAAAAUACAUGACUGAGUAUUCAACCCUUGUUACAAAGGAUUUGUUUGAAAUUGUCAAAGUACAACAACUUAAAACAUAUUACAAUUCAUUUAUAAAACCUGGAAAACUCGCCAGGGACGUGAGAUCAUGGGUAUUGAAACUUGUCCAUUAUACACACGUUGAUACACACACUGCUCUACGUGGUAUCAAUUUUGAAGAAUUCCAAAAUUUUGUGAAAGACUUCACCGAUAAUUUAUACAUUCAGUGCCUCGUGCAAGGCAACAUGACGCAGGACGCUGCAAUGAAGACUGUAUUAAAAUGCGUUGAAAUAAUUAAUUGCGGUCCUUUGCUUUAUAGUAUGCUACCGGAAAUGAGAGUCACUAAAAUACCUGUGGGCACGGGCUAUUGCAAAUUGAAAAAUAUCAACAAAAUUGAUGCAAAUUCCAUAAUAACAAAUUAUUAUCAAGCCGAUGUCAUAUCGAUUGAAUUAUCGGUGUUAAUCAAUCUGAUGAUUAUGAUAAUGGAAGAACCGUUGUUCCAUCGACUGCGAACUCGAGAACAGCUUGGUUAUGACGUUUCCUGUGCCCUUAAAAAUAUCAACGGAAUUUUAGGAUAUAUCAUUACUGUUCACACUCAGGCAGAUAAAUACACAACCGAGCAUGUGGACCAGCGAAUCGAAGAAUUUUUGAAAUUGUUUAAUGAGAUUUUGGAAGAAUUCUCUGAAGAAGAAUUAGAUGAUGUCAAGGAGGCACUAAGAAAAUUAAAGCAAUGUGCUGAUAUCGAUCUCGAAGAAGAAGUUACCAGAAACUGGAAUGAGAUCACGACGUGGCAAUAUAUGUUUGACAGACUCGAGAGAGAAGUGCUUGCAAUAAAAGACAUAAAGAUCAACGAACUGAGAGAAUGGUUUACGAAGCACACACUAAACGGAAGUAAUUUCAGAAAAUUGAGCGUGCAUGUGGUAGGAACUGAUCCAAAAGAAAAUGCAAUCAAGGAAGCAAAUAAUACUGCAGAAGAUCGUAAGAAAGCGCAGUACUUUACUGUGGAAUAUAUAACCAAUCAACAGAAUAAGGAAAUUGAAGAUCAUAUUACUAAUGUAGGAAAGUACAAGAAAAAUCUAUACGUCUAUCCAGUAAGUGAGGGAAUUAGUCCUCUCGGAAUAUGGAAUAAGUGAUACUUCAAUAAUAAUAGUACAAUGAAAAUAAAAUGAUAAAUCGUACUGCCUUAUGGUAAUAAGGUUCUUUUUUAUUUAUUAAAUACUUAUAAAUUUAAUACUAAUCCUCGUAUAAACAACAACAGUAUAAUGAAGUUACAAGUUUUCACCUAACUCUUCACAUU
This is a messenger RNA of Cyphomyrmex costatus, 3578 nucleotides long. RefSeq names its product nardilysin. NCBI's taxonomy places the organism in Eukaryota, Metazoa, Arthropoda, Insecta, Hymenoptera, Formicidae. Gene Ontology annotation, molecular function: metal ion binding; metalloendopeptidase activity. The record is from RefSeq and is a predicted model, not a curated record. Bases 16 to 3414 code for a protein of 1132 amino acids. Gene Ontology annotation, biological process: proteolysis. The transcript is spliced from 14 exons.